GGAAACCGAACGCGCACCGUUUUAUCCCUAAUCCUUUUUCUUCCCCCUGUUCCCUUCUUCUCUGUAGUGUUAUUUUCCUGCGUUUUCACGGCAACCAAACGGCAAGGGUGAACCCCCCAAUCCAAUCUGGAUCAUAAUAAAGUUGCUGUUCUGUAUUCUCACUAAGGAAAAAAAUUGAGUUGUCAAAAUCAAGGAGAUCCUUUAACACAGUAUCAUCUAAGGACUCAAAGAUUUCCCAUCCAGAUUCGGUCCUGGUUACAUUACGGGAUGUAGAAGAUGAUCAAAAAUUAGAUGAAGAUGAUGAAGAAGUAGAAGCAUCAGUCUCAGCAUCUUACAAAAUCUCAACUUCUUCUUCAUGCUUCAUGCGUCGCCUCAGCAUCUCCAUCACUACCAUCUCUAUUUCCCACAAAUUCUCAACCAUUUGCUCUCUAAACACCGCCAGGUUCAUCAGACCCAAAUCAUAUCACACCCAUCCUGCACUACCGACAAUGAAUUUCUUGACUUCUUUGAACACCUUCUUCGACAAUGUGCUGGACCUGAACAGUGCAAACAAGUUCAUUCCCAAAUUGUUACUACGGGCACCUGUCAGUCAGCAUUCUUGGCAGCCCGGCUCAUAGCUGUUUAUGCACGUCUUGGCCUCGUGUUGGAUGCAAAGAAAGUUUUUGACACCACCACAGUUGAAGGUACAUCAAAUGUGCUCUUGUGGAAUUCAGUCCUUAGAGCUUAUGUCUCUCAUGGGUUUUAUGAAGAAGCAAUCCAACUAUAUGGCAAAAUGCGUAAACUGGGUGUUUGGGGAGAUGGGUUUACAUUUCCUUUGGUUAUUAGGUCCUGUGCAUUUAUAUCUAGGCUUAAGUUAUCCAGGAGUGUGCAUGGUCAUGUUAUACAUAUGGGUUUUCAGUAUCAUCUUCAUGUUAUCAACGACUUGUUGGGAAUGUAUGGGAAAAUUGGUCGGAUGGAUUGUGCUCGCCAGUUGUUUAAUAGAAUGGGUGUGAGAAAUUAUGUUUCGUGGAAUACUAUGGUCUCUAGCUAUGCCUUUAAUUAUGACUGUGAUGGUGCUACUGAGAUGUUUAGGAGGAUGAAGUUAGAAGGGUUUGUGCCAAACCCUGUGACUUGGACGUCAUUAUUGUCAAGUCAUGCUCGUUGUGGCCGCCAUGAAGAAACCUUGGAGUUGUUUGGUAGAAUGAGGGCGGUAGGAAUUGAAACUACAGCUGAAUCGCUUUCUGUGGUGUUAUCUGUAUGUGCUAAUCUGGCUGUGGUUGACAAGGGUAAGAUGAUUCAUGGAUAUGUUAUAAGGGGUGGUUUCCAAGAUUACUUGUUUGUGGAAAAUGCCCUUAUAUGUAUGUACGGAAAGUGUGGUGAUGUAGAAAAUGCUCACGAAUCAUUUUUGGGAAUGAAAAGCAAGAACCUGGUCAGUUGGAAUGCUUUGAUCUCAGCCUAUGCUGAAUGUGGUUUGUGCGAUGAGGCCUUUGCAAUAUUUUCUCGGCUGAAUGAACACCCAUUAAUGAGACCUAAUAUCAUAAGUUGGAGUGCUGUUAUUGGAGGGCUUUCUUCCCAGGGACAAGGAGAGGAGUCUCUAGAACUUUUUCGGCGGAUGCAGAAUGCAGGAAUAAUUGGCAAUUCUGUCACCAUAUCCAGUGUUUUGUCUGUUUGUGCCGAACUACCAGCAUUGAACCUUGGUAGAGAAAUUCAUUGUCAUGUGGUUAGGGCUUUGAUAGAUGGUAGUAUUUUGGUUAGAAAUGGCUUGGUUAACAUGUACACGAAGUGUGGAAGUUUUAAGGAAGGGCAUCUAGUAUUUGAGAGUAUUGACAGUAAGGACUUGAUAACGUGGAACACUAUGAUUGCUGGAUACGGGAUGCAUGGACUUGGUGAGAAUGCUCUAAGAGUUUUUUAUCAGAUGCUUGACUCGGGAUUAAAGCCAGACAAAGUAACAUUUGUUUCUGUUCUUUCCGCUUGCAGCCAUGGCGGGCUAGUCACGGAGGGUUGUCGUCUUUAUGAUCAGAUGAUUAGCGUCUAUGGUAUAGAACCCCAGAUGGAGCACUAUGCGUGCAUGGUUGAUCUUCUCGGCCGUGCUGGGUUGUUGCUAGAAGGAAGCAAGAUUGUGAAAAACAUGCCAAUGGAACCCAAUGCUUGUGUUUUGGGUGCUCUUCUUAAUUCUUGUAGGAUGCACAAGAAUAGAUACAUUGCUGAAGAAACUGCCACCGACAUUUUCAGCAUGAACUCUGACAUGACCGGGAGCUACAUGCUGCUGUCAAACAUGUAUGCUGCUAGCGGGAGAUGGGAGGAGUCGGCGAAGGUGAGGAUCUCAGCAAAGACAAAGGGUUUGAAGAAAAUCCGGGGCCAGAGUUGGAUCGAGGUGAAGAAUAAGGUUUUUAUGUUCUCGGCAGGGGAGACUAUGCAAGCAGGGUUGGAGUUGAUUCAUGGUAUCCUUCAAGACUUGGCGCUUCAAAUGGAGAGUGAGGGUUAUUUACACAAUGAAAGAGGGAUUCAACAGAACAGGCUACAAAUGUAAACAUAUUUUUCCAAAUGAUAAAUUGAAUUGUGUUAUUCUUGGUCAAUAUAUGUGAAAACUGUUUAUUAACUACUA
Messenger RNA from Pyrus x bretschneideri (Chinese white pear), 2584 nucleotides. Its product is annotated as putative pentatricopeptide repeat-containing protein At1g17630. The record is from RefSeq and is a predicted model, not a curated record. Gene Ontology annotation, molecular function: RNA binding; protein binding. Lineage: Eukaryota; Viridiplantae; Streptophyta; Magnoliopsida; Rosales; Rosaceae. Gene Ontology annotation, biological process: RNA modification.